UUCUUUUGUUAACUUAUUGACGCUAAUCAAUCUGAAUGUUGAUUUGCGCUUGAUCCUCCCAAAAUUCUUGCCAUGCAAGUCUUAGAAAUCAAUAUUUUGGCAGGGCUAAUUUUAGAGAUUAAUCCAAAAACCUCUUUCACAUCUUAAGAAACUAAACAUACUCAAAUCAUUUUUAUUUGUUAUUUCCAUCAUAAUAGAUUUUACCUCAACCAAACAGCUAGAACACUUGUUUACCAUAAAAGCUAUGUUACAGGUUACCUGGGUGGAACAUUGUGAAUAUUUUGAGAGUGCGAUACACUCCCUCUACAGGCCUUUGAUCAGGUGUGGCAUGGGAUAUGGUGCGCAAAGGUGGAUGGCACAUCUUCAAAAGCACUGUGACUUUUUGAAUGCAAUCAUGUCAUCUACAGUGUCUGGCGAGAAUCACUCAGUUAUAACUCCAGAUGGUAGAAGGAGCUUGGCAAAGCUAGCACAGCGAAUGAAUCGUAUCUUCUGUGCUGGUGUUUGUGCAACAGGAAACAAAUGGGAAGUUGUUCAACUUAAGAAUAUGGGUGAUGAUUCCAGGUUCUUAGUACGAAAGGGUAUUCCUGAUCCUGGAGAACCCUCUGAGGUGGUUUUGAGUGCCACGAUGUCUGUACGGAUGCCUGUACAGCCACAUCAAUUGUUUGGUAUGCUGAAGGAUGAAGAACAUAGAAGUCGAUGGGAUAUUUUAUCCCAUGGGGGUUCUAUGGAAAAAAUAAUCUGCAUAUCCAAGGGCCAAGCUGAUUACGGCAAAAGCAUUUCUGUUUUACGCCCGACUGGCAUUACUGAUGAUAUGAAUCAGAAUAACAUGUUGCGGCUCCAAGCAACGUCCACCGAUAUAUCCGGGUCGCUCAUAGUUUAUGCAGCUGUUGAUAUGUCAUCUAUGACCCUGGUUUUGAAUGGUGGAGAUUCUUCUUCUGUUGCCUUGUUGCCAUCUGGAUUUGCAGUAGUUCCAGACUGUGUCCCCAGGUCCGAAGGAGGAAGCAGCUGCAAUGGGGGGGUCCCAGAAGAUAACACCAGCAGUGGAUCUCUACUGACUGUUAGUUUUCAAAUAUUGUUGAACAACCUCCCUAUGGCGAAGCUCACAGAGGAGUCAAUUGACACCGUGAAGACCCUCAUGUCUCGUGCAGUUCAGGGAAUUAAAGAUGUCCUUGGCUGUGAUUGAGGAGAUAUCAUCGGCUACAUGGCAUCACAUGCCAUGUUACUUUUGUUUUGUUACAGUUCGGUAAAACAAUAGUAGAAGUGAAGGGUUGUUUUUGAGUCAAGAACGAACCGAGUUGUAUCCAUUUUUGUGUGCCAGGUGCUCAUGGCUCUAGGAUUGGCACCUGGCAUGAAUGGUGGUUCGGGUAUUGACUUCGUUGGUCUGAGAAGUGACAUACUUUCUCAUUGAUCAGUGAUGUUUUUCUGUUGUCCCAGUCAUAUAGAUAUUCCUGUUGUGCUUGUGGAUUUAAUAGCCUUAUGGCCUAUAGGUACUUAAUGUGCCAACUUUUGCGAUAAACUUUGCUUGUUCUUGCAAGGACAAAUAAGCCUUUUGUUUUGCCUUAUUGCCAAAUGUUUGUGGCACAACACAAGUCAAUGCAGGUGUAGUCUAAACUUUUGAUCCCUUUGUUGAGGUUUAUUUUGCAUUCUUCCAUAA
This is a messenger RNA of Daucus carota subsp. sativus, 1654 nucleotides long. Its product is annotated as homeobox-leucine zipper protein HDG1-like. Lineage: Eukaryota; Viridiplantae; Streptophyta; Magnoliopsida; Apiales; Apiaceae. Gene Ontology annotation, molecular function: lipid binding. The transcript has 3 exons. The record is from RefSeq and is a predicted model, not a curated record. Bases 245 to 1183 code for a protein of 312 amino acids.